UCACAGUGUCCCCAACCACAACAGCAAACAAAGACUUUGUCACCUGAAGCCUCGCCUUGAGAUGGUAUUUUAUCCAACCCAAAAGCAACAAACGCUGACCAAAACACAGCUCAUGAUCAGCAGCUACCAUAGCCGCACUCUGUUACCAAACCAGUGUGGCUCGAGCCUUCUCCAAACCAUCGACGCGCCCCUGCCCCUGGUCUGGUCCGUCCUCCGCCAAUUCGACAAGCCUCAAGCCUACAAGCAGUUCAUCAGGAGCUGCAGCAUGCGUGCCGGCAAUGGAGGCAUCGGAAGCAUCCGGGAAGUCGUGGUUAAAACCGGCUUGCCGGCGAAAACCAGCAUGGAGAGGCUGGAUGAGCUCGACGACAACAUGCAUGUCAUGCAAUAUAGCAUUGUUGGUGGAGAUCACAGGCUUGCAAAUUACAGUUCUACCACUACCGUGCACAGAGAAGAGGAAGGGAAGACUGUUGUGAUUCAGUCGUAUGUGGUGGAUGUGCCUGCCGGGAGCAGCGAGGAGGACACUUGUUUGUUUUCUAAUACGAUCAUAGGCUGCAAUCUCAAGUCGCUGGCUAAAGUCACAGAAAAGAUGGCUGCUAAUAAUUAAUUAGCUUGUAGGCUUAAGGGUUUUUAAUCUUUUUUUGGUUAGAGGUUAAAGCUGGUAAUUGUAAUUACUUAUCUGAGAGUUCCCCAUCUGGCUUGUUAGAUAUUUUGUGCAUGGGUAGUGCGGUUAAUGUUGACUUCUUUCUUGCUGUAAUAAAUAUGUGAUUUUACUGCUA
Molecule: messenger RNA, 776 nt
Organism: Prunus avium (sweet cherry)
Lineage: Eukaryota; Viridiplantae; Streptophyta; Magnoliopsida; Rosales; Rosaceae
Product: abscisic acid receptor PYL12
Biological process (GO): abscisic acid-activated signaling pathway
Cellular component (GO): nucleus; cytoplasm
Molecular function (GO): protein phosphatase inhibitor activity; signaling receptor activity; abscisic acid binding
Source: RefSeq, a predicted model, not a curated record